Messenger RNA from Blastocystis hominis, 1321 nucleotides. RefSeq lists its product as hypothetical. The coding region runs from base 22 to 960 and encodes 312 amino acids. The record is from RefSeq and is a predicted model, not a curated record. Gene Ontology annotation, biological process: cristae formation. The transcript is spliced from 7 exons. Lineage: Eukaryota; Bigyra; Opalinata; Blastocystidae.
GUGAUUCUUUUCUACACAGAAAUGACAGCCAACAUGCCAGAUGUAGUUGAGUCAGAUUCCGACACGGAGCUGAUCAAACUCGAGGAUGUUCAUUUCCCUGGAGGCAUCCGACCCUUCCAAGAGCCCCCAAGAACGAGCGAUAACACCGAUCUCGAUUAUUACGCCAUUCUCGGACUGGACUGUAAAGCGAGUGAUACCGAUAUAAAGAGUGCUGUUCGAGCAAUGUCGAUGUUUUAUCAUCCGGAUCGACGCCGUCGGGUAUUCCGUAAUGUGGAAACUCCCGAGGGUUUAGAUGAAGAGUGUGACAAGAUUUUAGAAUACGUACGAAUGGCCAAAAACACAUUAGAAAACGAGGGCGAGCAUCGUAAUUACAACUUCCUGCACUUCCAGGUCGGAGAAUUCGACGAGCGCGAAAUUCUCAAGCACGAUAAAGCCGAAGCAGAAGAGUUGGUGAAAAACAUGCGAAUGACCGCUCAAUUCAUCGAGGAAGAAGAGCUUCGCAAGGAAAACGAGGGCCUCAUUAUCGAAGAAGCCUGGUUCGGAGCGAUCAUGGACUCUGUGGACCCGAAUCUGACCAUCGAAGACAUGCAAUUAGGUCGCAUCAUCGACGUCCGAAUCCCGAUGACCAUCCAAAUCAUCGACUCCAAAAUCACCCGAGGUCUUGCUUCCCCACCACACUCACUCCCAGAUAACAAAGAGCAGGGCUACAGUCUGACGAAGGUUCCCGGUUUCUACGAUUGCUGCGUGGGCGAGGAGAAGCGUCUGUUUGUGCGUUACCGUUUCCACCGUCUCACCUUCAUCAUGAACAUCGGCGAGCACGACCGGAUCCUCAUUCCCUCUCGCUGUAUCAUUGCUAGUUUAUCGAGUUCAUCGCAGACCACUUCGCGCACUUGCCCGGCGAGGAGUUUCCGGAGCGGCAGACGGAGGAGCAGAAGGCGGCGGAGGAGCGGAAGGCGAUGAAGGCGAUGUCGCACCAGCCGCGGUCGAGGAACCGUCUGGACGAUCUGAUUUUGCAGGACGAGGAGAAGCCGCGGUUCCGGCUGCGGUAUGUGGUGUACGCGUUGGGAGUGGUGAUCGGGCUGCGACUGGCGUAUCAGAAGAAUACUGGGUUCCGGUAUGCGUGCGACAGCAUGGUGAUGUCGUAUCGGUGUGGGAGCCUGGUGCAGGACUUCAAGGGAGUGAUGGAGAAGUGGGUGUUUGGGGAGAAUUCGAGGCUGCGGAGCUUGUGGAGAGAGUGGUUUUGGGAUGCGAAGAAUCGAUGGAGUCGGUUGUUGGAGAAUUGAGUGGAUGGAGUGGACGGGGAUCGAAGGGAGAGUGAGUC